UAUGGAACUAAGCGAUAAGGAAUUUGCAAAGACCAGUGUGGAACAUCAAGGACUUCUAAGACUGUUUCCCUAUUUGAUGAACAUUUUUCAUGCCAGGAAAUUCAUGUCACAGUGACCAGCUAACAAUGAGGGCGAACUUGAGAAAAUGAUCAAUCCCUUUUCUGUCUGAAUCGUAUUUAUAUAACGAAGGCCUUGGGAAUCACAGAGACGGUGAUCACUCUACUUGUCCAGCCAUGGGAGACAACUCAAGUUUUUGGGACAGUUUGAUAUUUGCACACCCUGUCUGUGUAAACUGGAAGUCAGAAGCAGAAGGAUCUAUCUAUCAUUUAGCUAGCAUUUUGUUUGUUGUUGGCUACAUGGGUGGCAGUGGGUUUUUUGGCCUGCUGUACAUCUUCUUUUUGCUUGGACUUGGUUUUCUCUGCUCAUCUGUCUGGUCUUGGCUGGAUGUCUGUGCAGCUGAUAUUUUCUCUUGGAAUUUCAUACUGUUUGUGAUAUGCUUCAUACAGUUUAUUUAUGUAACCUACCAAGUUCGGAGUGUUGCCUUUGACAAAGAAUUUCAGGAUCUUUACAGUGCUAUGUUCCAACCACUGGGAAUCUCACUGACUGUUUUUAGAAAGAUUGUCCGAUGCUGUGAUGAAGAAGUCGUUACACUGGAGAAGGAACAUUGUUAUGCCAUGCAAGGGAAAACACCAAUUGAUAAGCUCUCCUUGCUUUUGUCAGGAAGGAUCAGAGUCACUGUGGAUGGGGAAUUUCUGCAUUAUAUUUUUCCCCUUCAGUUUCUGGAUUCUCCUGAAUGGGAUUCACUAAGACCCUCAGAAGAAGGUAUUUUUCAGGUAACUCUCACAGCAGAAACAGACUGUCGAUAUGUAACCUGGAGAAGAAAAAAAUUAUAUUUGCUUUUUGCUAAACACCGAUUCAUUUCACGUGUGUUUUCAAUUCUAAUUGGGGAUGACAUUGCCAAUAAGCUCUAUGCUUUGAAUGACAGAGUGAACCUGGGGAAAGGAUUCCGAUAUGACAUCCAUCCUCUGAGUCCCAUGACCCCUUUGAAUUUCAUCCCAGAUCUCAGUAAUGCCACCUCUGUGCCUUUGAACGAAACUGUGUGUGAAAAUUGGCGCGAAAUUCAUCAUCUUGUGUUUCAUAUGGCCAAUAUUUGUUUUGCGGUAGGAUUGGUUAUUCCAACCACUUACAAUCUUCAUAUGAUUGUCCUACGAGUCAUGCUAACAAUAGGGUGUGCACUUUUCAUCAUCUGGGCAACACUUUUCCGUUGUGCUCUGGAUAUAAUGAUUUGGAAUUCAGUAUUCCUUAUUAUCAACCUUCUGCACUGUAUAUAUUUGCUAUACAAGAGAAGACCGAUAAAGAUAGACAAAGAACUCAGUAGUCUGUAUAAGAGAAUGUUUGAACCACUCCACGUGCCUCCAGAGCUGUUCCAAAGACUGACGGGACAAUUCUGCAAUAUCCAGACACUAAAAACUGGACAAGCAUAUGCUGCAGAGGAUAAAACAUCAGUGGAUGAUCGAUUAAGUAUUCUGCUAAAAGGAAAAAUGAAGGUCUCCUAUCGAGGGCAUUUCCUGCAUAAUAUUUACCCCUGUGCCUUUAUAGAUUCUCCUGAAUACCGAUCAACUCAGAUGAAUCGAGGCGAGACGUUCCAGGUCUCCAUUACUGCUGAUGAUAACUGCAAAUUUUUGUGCUGGUCCAGAGAGAGACUUGCAUAUUUCCUGGAAUCUGAGCCAUUUCUAUUUGAAAUAUUUAAGUAUCUUAUUGGAAAGGAUAUUACAAACAAGCUGUACUCAUUAAAUGACCCAACUCUGAAUGAUAAGACAUCCCAGAAAAUAGACAGGCAACCCAGUCUGUGCUCACAGCUCUCUGUCAUGCAGAUGAGGAACAGCAUGGCUAGCUCAAGUGAUGGCGAAGAGGGCUUGCAGAAUUUUCUUCGUGGGACUUCCACUGCCUCCUCCCUUCGCCAACCAUCUCCUUGUUUAAGAACAUCGCCAAAAAUGAAACCAAUAGAAGAAAGUGUGGAAGAUGAUGUUUUUGAACCUCCGUCGGCUACAACCUCCAAAGCUCCUUAAGAGAUGCCACCUGUCAAAAAAAUUUAGUGAAUUACACAGAAUGUUUUGCAAGUGUGGCAGUUGUGGAAAACACGAUGAUGUUGGCAAAGCUGAUACCAUUGUUCUGUGUGUUUUAACAUAUUUGCCACAAGGUCUCUACCAAUAGGUUCUUACAGACUAACCCCAACCUUACUACCUUUUGUUUCAGUGAUACUUGAAGCCCCAUUGUGGGGAUUUCUGUGCUUGGGUGGGUGAAAUGCUGCUUCUGUGUCAGUAGAGCAGGAGGGGGCAGCAGGAAUACGUUCUAGCAUGCAGAAGGCAUGGGCAUUAAUUGGAAAGUUUUCAUUGUUCUAUAUAUGUGGAGUAGACCUUCUGCAACCAUAGCCAAUUCCUGGAUUUGAGCAAAUGUAGCUUGAAGUACACAAAAUGACUUGUUUCAAGAGUUAUAGCUCUUAAUUACAUUGCAAUUUACCGCAUGGAUUUAUAUGGAAAGUAGUAUCAUUAAAAAUUGCAAUAUUAUGUUAGCUUCUACAAGAGUAAGUGCAGCUUUAAUGUACAGAUGACCCAGAUAAUAAAAAAGCGGUACAUUUUCCAUAGCUUUGGGAACUGGAGAGCUACAACUCUGAUGCUCUACUUGCAGAGGUACAUCUCUCUCUCCCCCCCCCCCCCCCCUUUUACUUCCCAGUCUUCUCAAGCUCCCAGUAAGGGCAUUCAAGUAUGGUGGAAGCCUCACACUCACUCUGGAAUGUGUGUGGGAGGGAUACAGAGUUGACUCAUCUCCCUACCUACUCUUUGUGCUAGGGCUGCUUCUUGAACAGAAAUGUUGAAUUAUAUUUUUCCUUUCUGACAACUCUUGUUUUGCUUGGCCCAUGUUUAUGUGUCAUCUUUAAGAGUUUCACCAUUCUAUGCCUAUUAUUAUUGGACCUAAAUGAUUAGUAACUUUUUCACAUUAAGUAUGUACUAAAUUAUUAGUAACUUUAAAACUAGAACAAUGAGAUGUUCAGUGUAAUCUAGUGUUCAUUGAAUGUGGUGGGAAUUGACUGCAGAUAAAUGUGCUCAGUUUGUUCAACAUUAAAAUUGGAGGGAGAUUGACAAUUAUAUUGAUGAGACCUAGAUUACACCAAAAUUAUGUAUAAAUUAGGAAACAGCAUUUUAUGUGUAUUGAUAAUGGCAGACCAUUUCGAAAAAUAAAAUUCACCUCUUUUUUGGAGCUUUACAUAAGCACAGUAUUAUUGGCAACAAUGGUAAAUUGCAGUCUGUGCCACAAAUGCUGAUAGAGUGACUUAGUGCCUUUUGUUUUUCUUCACAGCUGUAAUACAUAUUGAAGAGAUAAGUAAGGAACAUGAUCAGCCAAAGAUAUGCACGUCCAGUUCUAUUGCUUUAAACUGGUACCUUUUAAAUCAAGAAGAGUUGAAAGUACAUAAUUUCAGCUGACUUUUUAAUGUUAUUGUAGAAAUAGCAGAUUGCAAAAAAUAAAGCACAAACUUCUAUUUUCUUAGGUUUAUACUGGCAGGCACCUUAAUGAAAAGUCUGUAAGACUGGGAGCAAUAGGUUUGUCCUUAGCAAAAGUCUCUAAAAGAACAAAUGCUAAUUUAUGUAAAUAGGCAUCUUUUUAGAGCUACAUACUUACAUGACUGAAGCUUUUGGGGCCUGUGAAGUUCAGUGUCUAGCAACCAAUGCUCAGCUUUCUGAAUAAACUCAUGUUCUUUAGUUGUUUUUCUCUUGUAAAGCAGCUAAAAGAGCACCUUUGCUGGAAAUAUUCUUCAUGGAAACCCUGCUUUCCAUUACGAUUAUAGAAAAGUGAAUGUGAUGAGCUGGAUCAACCAAAGUGACUUAUAUAUACAAUUAAGAGUUUAGUGUGGUGCAGUUAUACUUCACUUGUGCAUUGUGUCACUUCUGCAGAGUCCAUCUGUUAAUAACUGGAUUGAUGUUUUUGCAAAAUUGUAUAUGCAGGAAGGGUUCAUCUAACUUUUCUUUAAAUAAAAUAAUUAAAACAUA
Varanus komodoensis (Komodo dragon) is the source of this 4046-nucleotide messenger RNA. RefSeq names its product blood vessel epicardial substance (gene POPDC1). The coding region runs from base 234 to 2069 and encodes 611 amino acids. The record is from RefSeq and is a predicted model, not a curated record. Gene Ontology annotation, molecular function: cAMP binding. The transcript is spliced from 11 exons. NCBI's taxonomy places the organism in Eukaryota, Metazoa, Chordata, Lepidosauria, Squamata, Varanidae. Gene Ontology annotation, cellular component: sarcolemma.